AUGUCCUACCAUCAACGCGACUUCCCUGGCUAUGGCAAGGAUAUUCCUCAUGCACGUUGGCCAAAUAAAGCACGUGUAUGCAUCUCGUUCGUGCUGAAUUACGAAGAAGGUGGCGAGAACUGCGUACUGGAGGGUGACCCACGCGCAGAAGUGUACCUGACUGAAUUUGGCGCGACAAAUGGGGCAGGACCCGAGGGGAUGCGCAACCUAUCUAUCGAGUCGUGCUUUGAGUAUGGAUCGCAUCGUGGCUUCUGGCGCAUCUUAGGCUUAUUCCAAGAAUUUGGCUUCAAAUUCACAUCCUGGGCCGUGGGCCGCGCCGUAGAACACAAUCCCCAGGUCGUGGACGCCAUGGAGGAGGCUGGCUGCGAAGUUGCGAGCCAUUCAUACCGGUGGAUUGACUAUGCCCGCAUGCCGGAGCAAGAAGAGCGCCAGCAUGUUCAGAAGACGAUUGAGGCCAUCCAGACGGCAAGCCGCCGCGGCACAGUGCCUCUCGGCUGGUACACAGGUCGCCAAUCCUUGCAGACGCGUCGUAUCGUCUAUGAGGAAUACAAGUCACGGGGAAUGCACAUGCAGCUAUACGACAGCGAUGCAUAUGAUGAAGAUGUGCCUUACUAUGUGCCUGCGCCCGACGGCACGCCUAACGAGCACCUCCUGGUCGUGCCUUACACUCUCGAUGUCAAUGACAUGAAGUUCUGCAAUACUCCUGGCUUUUUUAACAGUGACUCAUUCUACCAGUACAUGGUCGAUGCUUUUGAGACUUUGGUGAUCGAGGGUGCUACGUCUCCACGCAUGAUGACAGUGGGUCUUCACUGCCGCGUGGUGGGCCGACCAGCUCGCGCCAUGGCAUUGCGUCGCUUUUUGGUCUAUUUGAAACGCCGCCAAGCCGAGCUCGAGGCCGAAGGCAGUGGCGUUUGGGUAGCCACACGUCAGGAAAUUGCCAAGCAUUGGCGCCAGACACACCCGCCUGUUCAACCAUAA
This is a messenger RNA of Malassezia sympodialis ATCC 42132, 978 nucleotides long. RefSeq lists its product as uncharacterized. The record is from RefSeq and is a predicted model, not a curated record. Gene Ontology annotation, molecular function: hydrolase activity, acting on carbon-nitrogen (but not peptide) bonds. Gene Ontology annotation, biological process: carbohydrate metabolic process. Lineage: Eukaryota; Fungi; Basidiomycota; Malasseziomycetes; Malasseziales; Malasseziaceae.